GAUGCGAGGCAAGGUUGCCUGAGGAUUUUUACAAUCUGGCGCCGGCGCCACGGACAGGCAGCCAGUCCGCGAGGGGAGUGAGAGGGCGUGUGUGUGCAAAGGCAGGCAACGGUUUCUCUUCCCAAAGGGCAGGGAAGAGUUGGCAGAGGCCGGUCUCCCCCUCUUGUGCCUCCUUGCGAGCUCUCCGGCAUGCCCGGGGCGCGCGUUUUUUGUCUCUUGUGCCUCAGCUUUCUUCUCCUGGGGUGUUCAGCGUUCAAUCUGGAUGUGACUGAAACCAUCCUCAAAUAUGGAGAGAACGGCAGCUUCUUUGGCUUCUCGGUGGCUUUGCACCAGCAGCUCCAACCUCAGCCGGUCAGCUGGUUGUUGGUGGGAGCCCCACAGGCUGCUGCUUUGCCAAAUCAACAGGCCAGGAGGACUGGCGGCUUGUACGCCUGCCCUAUGACUCAUGAGACCAAUGACUGCAAGCGUGUGCCUAUUGACGAAGGAGUUGACCUGAAGAAGGAGAGCAAGGAGAAUCAGUGGCUGGGCGUCACCGUCAAGAGCCAGGGCCCCGGCGGCAAGAUCGUGACCUGCGCCCACUUGUACGAAGCGCGGAACCGGGUAAACGAAUCUCUGGAGACAAGGGAUGUGAUUGGCCGCUGCUAUGUCCUCAGCGAGGGGCUUCAAGUGUCUGAUGAACUGGACGGCGGAGAGUGGAAAUUCUGCGAGGGGCGGGCACAGGGGCACGACCGCUUUAGUGUUUGCCAGCAGGGGAUGGCAACUGGAUUCACGGCAGAUAGGCAUUAUAUCCUUUUUGGAGCUCCUGGCACCUACAACUGGAAAGGGACCCUACGGGCAGAACUGAGUGGCUUGGAUUUGAGUCAGUACGACGACGGGCCCUAUGAAGCCGGGGGAGAAAAGGACCAAGACCCCUCGCUCAUCCCCUUGCCUGCCAACAGCUAUCUUGGCUUUUCUCUGGACUCCGGAGUGGGGAUCAUGAGGAAAGAUGAGCUGAGCUUCGUCACAGGCGCACCCCGUGCCAACCAUACAGGGGCAGUGGUCAUUCUGCAACGGGACAACAUCAACCGCCUGGUGCCUGAGUUUAUCUUGCCAGGGGAGAAACUCACCUCGUCUUUUGGCUAUUCCUUGGCUGUUGUGGAUCUCAACCAUGAUGGCUGGAUGGACUUAGUGGUUGGGGCACCAAACCUAUUUGAUCGUAAAGAAGGAAUUGGAGGUGCAGUCUACGUUUACAUCAACCAGGCAGGACACUGGGAAAAUGUCCUUCCCAUACGGCUCAACGGUUCCUAUGACUCUAUGUUUGGUAUUACAGUGGGUGCCCUUGGCGACCUCAACCAAGAUGGCUUCCAAGACUUUGCAGUCGGAGCUCCAUUAGAUGGUGAUGGCAAGGUCUACAUCUAUCAUGGUAGCAAUUUGGGACUGGUCAUCAAACCUGCCCAGAUCCUGACCGGGGAGAGUGUUGGCAUCAAGAUGUUUGGCUAUUCUUUUUCUGGGGGGAUGGAUAUUGAUGGCAAUUUCUAUCCAGAUCUCCUGGUGGGAUCCCUCUCCAACACAGUAGCACUGUACAGAUCCCGACCUGUCAUCCACAUCUCCAGGAAUGUCACCAUCUCACCCCAGAAUAUUGACCUGGAGAAAUUUAAUUGCCGCUAUUUUGAGGGCAUAUGUAUGGAUGUAAACGCCUGCUUCAGCUACACAGCCAACCCCCUGAGCUACAGCCCACACAUCACGCUUGAAUACACUUUUGAUGCGGAUACUGACCGCCGAGAAUUAGGCCAAAGUCCAAGAGUCUUCUUCCACAAUGAAGGAAUCACAGACCCGGAACACCAAUACUCUGGGACAGUAGAGCUGCCCCGACAGCGCAUCCCUUCUUGCGUCAUGGCAACCCUGCAGCUGAAGGACCAGAUCCGUGACAAGCUGCGUCCCAUCACAGUGGUGGUGAGCUACAAUAUCCAGCAUGCCCGCAGCAGACGCCAGGUGCCCAAGGCCACUUUGGGCCCACUCUUGCCUGUCCUGAAUGCUUUGCCACCCAACACUCAGAGGACAGAGGUGAAUUUCCUCAAGCAGGGAUGUGGGGAGGACAAAAUCUGCCAAAGCAACCUGCAGCUGGGCUACAAGUUCUGCUCUCGUGUGGAUGAUGCAGUCUUCCAUCCCCUGCCCAGAGGUGACGAUGGCUUGGAUAUUUUUUCCAUGAGUGACCAAAAAGUGGUAGCUCUCGAGAUCUUCAUCACCAACUUUCCAUCAGAUGUUGCUGAACCACAGCAGGAUGGCGAGGAUGCGUAUGAGGCCAUGUUGUUUGUCCAUCUGCCACCUACCUUGCCUUAUUCUGCCUCACGCCCUUACAAUGCCACGGAGAAGGUCCCAGUGUGUGUUUCUAACCAGAAUGCCUCUCAUGUCGAAUGUGAGCUUGGGAACCCCAUGAAACGUGGAGCACAGUUUCGGUUUUACCUUGUUCUGAGUACCUCUGGCAUUACCCUGGAGACAGAGGAGCUGGCUGUGGGGCUGGAACUUAGCACGACCUCAGAGCAGCCGGAGUUGGCCCCAGUGGUAGCACGCGCCCGUGUGGUCAUGGAGCUUCCUCUCUCCGUUACUGGAGUAGCUGAACCACAGCAACUGUUUUUCAGUGGGGAAGUGCGAGGCGAAAGUGCCAUGAAAAAAGAGAGUGAUGUGGGCAGCCCUGUACGCUACAAGGUGAUGGUCUCCAACAGGGGCCAAUCACUGAACACACUUGGCUCAGCCUUCCUCAAUCUCAUGUGGCCCCAUGAACUUGCAAAUGGAAAGUGGCUCCUCUACCCUCUCAAGCUGGAGAUGGAGUUAUCAACCCAGCCUCAGCAUCGCACAGCCUGUACUCCAGAACCCAACAUGCUAGGUUUGACUCUGGAACCUUCUCAUCAAGCUAGGAAGAAGCGAGAGGCUGAGCAGGCAGGGGCACCUAGCAGGUCACUCACUUACAGGGAAAGGCGAAAAAAUGUGACCUUGGACUGUGUUCAAGGCACUGCUCAUUGCCAGCGCUACCAGUGCCCCCUCUACAGCUUUGAGCGCUCUGCUGUGCUCACCAUAUGGGGCCGUCUCUGGAACAGCACCUUUCUGGAGGAAUACUCUGAUGUAACAUCAGUGGAAGUGAUUGUUCGAACCAGUAUCACAGUGAAAUCUACCAUCCGCAACCUGAUCCUGAAGGAUGCCACCGCACAGAUACCAGUGACUGUCUACUUGGAUCCCAUUGUGGCCAUGUCACGAGGGGUGCCCUGGUGGAUCAUCCUCAUUGCAGUACUAGCUGGGAUCCUUGUGUUGGGCCUGCUUGUCUCCAUCCUCUGGAAGCUUGGCUUCUUCAAACGUGCCCGCUACACAGAAGCCAAAGUUCCACAGUACCAUGCUGUCAAAAUUCCCCGCCAGGAGCGCCAGCUCUUCCGUGAGGAGAAAACAGGCACCAUCACCAAGAAAGACUGGGUCACCAACUGGAGUGGGGACAGUGAUGGCCAUGUUCCUGUAUCAGCCUAGCACCAGCUCCAGUCUGACUUCCUGUGUCAAUUUUCUGAUUGAUUGAGAGAUGCCUCCUGAGGGACAUUCUUUGGUGCCACUGGCCUGGAUAAUAGCCACAGCACUCUUGCCUCUUCUCCUCUCUGAAAGAUUUGUAGACUCUGGGCUGCCCCCUUCCAGGAGGUGGAAAGGGGAUCCAAGGGGACAUGUGCUUUACACUGAGGAUGAUAGUGAUCUUUUACAAAGGGUUUUCCCAGUACUCUACAUUUCCUUGUAAACCUGAGCCAGCACCAGAAGGAACCCUCUGCUUUUCUGGUUUUCCAAAGAAUUAUCUGCUGAAAGAGUGUGGUGAAGGGAAAAAAACAAAACAAUAUACCCUGUGCACCCUGAUGCUGACAGCUGGACUUGUACAUGUCACUAUUUACUCCACUGGAAAUGGGGUGAGCAUUUGCUGGAAGGACUUGAUACUUUCAGAAUGAGAAGAACCUAGAUUCCUUAAGCAUGCUUGCUGACAGGAUUCAAAGCCAAAAAGCACUGUGGUGAAGAAGAUGAGAGACUGCCCUCUUUUGAGAAAGAUUGCUUUCUUUAUGCUAGCUUUUUGUAAUUUAUAUUGUCUUACAUCAGAGACAUUUGAUGCCUGAAGCUGAGAGCUGGGUUAGGUCUGAAAUUACAUGCUUUAGUAACUAAGGUUCUUAAUACUGUAAAUGGAAUAACACAAAAACAUUUCUCUGAGUUGCUGUCUCAUGGCUAGCAAGCAAGUUUCUGAUUGUUAGAGAGUCACAUUUUUAUCCAGCCAUAAACGUGCACUGGCAGAC
Molecule: messenger RNA, 4286 nt
Organism: Pogona vitticeps (central bearded dragon)
Lineage: Eukaryota; Metazoa; Chordata; Lepidosauria; Squamata; Agamidae
Gene: ITGA7
Product: integrin subunit alpha 7
Biological process (GO): cell adhesion mediated by integrin; integrin-mediated signaling pathway; cell-matrix adhesion
Cellular component (GO): integrin complex; external side of plasma membrane
Molecular function (GO): integrin binding
Source: RefSeq, a predicted model, not a curated record